AUGCCCUCGCCCGACAAGCUGGUUCAAUUGCAAAAUGUCUACGCAGUCUCGCCUGGGAAAGCGCGCGUACUCACGACCAAUCCCUCCCCGACGAGGAAGCGCCAACCUGGAACGUCGGGGCUCAGUUCUUUGCGCAGACCUAAAGGGGUGAAUGCGCCGCGCGACAGCUUGUCCCCACAGCAAUGGAAGAAGUGGAUGCACGAAGCGUGCGAGCUCAACGUGUCUUCGUCGGCAUUUCUGGCCAGUACAUCGACUGAGAGCUUAGUGCACACAGUUGAAGAUGGGUUCCAGCUUGUUUUGAGCCCGGCAGUGGCACGAACAGACGAGCGACUCGUGAGGUUGAUCGAGGAUCAAGCAAAAAACAAUGUGGAGGCAACAUUUAAUAAGUUUGUGGCAAAACAUCCGUCUGCAUCGAGCCCGAUCGAGCAGUGGAGAGCUCGAGUCACUAAGCCCAGAAAGAGGAGGAAGAGUACGAGCCUCAGAAUCGAGCCGUUGCUAUCCGACGAGAUACGGGCGAAGCUCCAGGCCCACUUGGAAGAGAAGAUCAAGGGCAACAUUUGGGAAAAUGAGAUCCGCUCUCGACUUGCCAGACCCCUCAGCGCCUCCACCUUCUGCAGCAGAAGUGAGCAGCUCCGACACCCACUCAGCACGGUCCAGUUCAUUGCUGCUCAAACUGCACCAUCAGCCGAAGUGUCAACUCCAGUGACCCCAAAGUUCCCGUACUCAGUGGAAGCGCACGCAUUUGCCGACUGUAUCCGUCGGUGCCGGUUGAAGGCCUGGUUUAGAGACGCUCUCAAGUCUCGGGCAAGAGUUCUCGCCAUUGCCAUCCGCGUGCUUCGUCGUCGAGGCGUUCCUCAGCUCGUACAAGGCUUUCGUCGACGCCGCCGCGCCGCCAUUCGGAUACAGCGACGCUAUCGUCGUUUCCAACGGUGGCGUGAGGAAAUAUUACGUCCAUUCGUCUGCAAGAACGUCGCGCUAUGGGUGCGGCGCGCGCUGGUGUUGGCGUCCGUGCGCGUCCUAAUCGCUCGUGCGAUUACAGCGUUAUAUCUAGCGCGAAUGGUGCGGCGAGAGCAGGCUGCGCGCCGGGCAGCGCACCUGCGGCGGUGGGCUGCCAAAACACGCGUGUGUCUAUUCGUCCACCAGCUCUGGAUGAUGGCUUGGUUCAGGGGUAAACGCAGUCUUAACGUGGAAGGAAUGAAGCAGGAGCUGGCGUCGCUCGGGUCCAGCGACCACAACGUGCAUCUCGAGUACACUGCCAUCUUCGCGACGCCUCUGGGCAAGGACAUGCUGAAGAAGGAGCUCGCCCGGUGGCGCGUUGCGGCCCAGAGCAGAGCAGCGCAAAGCGCAUCAAACACACGAAGAAACUCGAAUGCCUCAGAACUGGACGUCGUCGAUCCAGCAAUACUGCGACUGCGUCAAUGCUUCCAGAUCUUCGACCUGGACGGCUCUGGUACGCUAGAUCUGGACGAGUUCCAAUUAAUGUUGUCGUAUCUGCGUGGCAAGAAGCCGAAGCGGGGCAGCGUCAGCGGCCAUAAGUCCGCCCCACAGCCACCGAAGCUCACUACAGCUCAAGUGCGCAACCUGUUCGCCGAGUUGGACUGCGACGGCAACGGUGGCAUUACGUGCAAUGAGUUUGAGGACUGGUGGGCCAAAGAGCACAACAAGACGGCAUUGUCCACGUCGGCCUCCACCAACUUCCUGUCUCGAGGGCUCGACGGACUGCUGCUCCAAAGCCACGGCCUGCUCUUCUGGCUGCUUGGACGCAAGCAACAGUUGGAGCGGAAGUUCGUCAAGAAGCUCAUGGUGCGUCGUGCUAUGGAGAGCGCCAAGCGGGAGAUUCUACACCGGGAGAUCGACCGAGAGCGUGUCGCUGGGGUGAACUGCGGCGUGUUUCGGUGCCGUAGUUGCGGCCGUCGGUUUGGAUUAAGGAGAGAUUUAGAGGACCAUGUUGCGCACGACUGCUCUUCAACGACGCUAGUGGUGGACACGUUCACGUUGAAGCGCUGGGUGCACCAGGAAGAGUUCCGAUUGCUGGAAGAUACCAAGACUUGA
Messenger RNA from Phytophthora sojae, 2052 nucleotides. RefSeq lists its product as hypothetical. The transcript has 2 exons. The coding region runs from base 1 to 2052 and encodes 683 amino acids. Lineage: Eukaryota; Oomycota; Peronosporomycetes; Peronosporales; Peronosporaceae. Gene Ontology annotation, molecular function: calcium ion binding. The record is from RefSeq and is a predicted model, not a curated record.